UGUAUUGGUCUGUCUCACUGUCUAUCAUGACUGUAACCCAAUUGCAGGAAGCUUAAUUUACCCUGUUCUGUUCCACAGCAUAUGAAAUUCCAAUGCCGUUGCGACGAUGGGUAUCAACACAAGAAAAAAAAAAUCAACCAAGUUCAUCCAAUACAUGCUGUUCUCUGCCCAUGUUUUGUUCCCAGGCCAUGCACGCAAAAUAGCUAUCGAAUCCGGUCAGAACCAAAUUGCAAAGUUAAACAAAGAGUAUCUUCUUUCUAGACAAAGAGAAGAAUUAUAUGAUGAUGAUAAUGAUGAUGAUGAUGAUGGUGUUGGUGAUAGUGAUGGUGACCAUGGGUUUUCUCAGCCGCUUAGACCUUCUAUACACACUGACCACUUCAAGCACUGUGAUCCACGACAUCCAAAGACGCCAUGUAUCCUGGGUCCAUUCGUGGUUGCUCCUCUCAUGGGAGCCGCACGAUUUCACCAGUGUAAAGGAUGCUUUUUAUGUUUCAAGGCGGCUGAGUUCGUGUCCUCCGCACCUCCAAUCGCUCCGAGCGACAACAAUCGAGGUCGUUGCAUUCCGAUUAUCCAUGUAGAAUGAAGGCGAAAGUGAAUGGAAACAGUUGCUACCACUUGCCCCGUGCAUCGCUCAGUCGUCCGCCAUCCACGGGUGCUCUAAGACUUCGCUGACAGUCAACCGAUUGUCGACAUCUCGGUCAAGCAUUCUUCGAAUCAGGUCGAUGCAAUCCUCGGAGAAGGGCAAGA
Messenger RNA from Aspergillus fijiensis CBS 313.89, 747 nucleotides. RefSeq lists its product as uncharacterized. The coding region runs from base 107 to 583 and encodes 158 amino acids. The record is from RefSeq and is a predicted model, not a curated record. The transcript has 2 exons. Lineage: Eukaryota; Fungi; Ascomycota; Eurotiomycetes; Eurotiales; Aspergillaceae.